AUGGGCGCCGCCGGCUCCUCGGCUCUGGCCCGCCUGGGCCUCCCCGCGCCGCCCGGGCCCCGCUGGCUCGGGGUGGCCGCCCUGGGACUGGCCGCAGUGGCUCUGGGGGCCGUCGCCUGGCUCCGCGCGCGGCCCGGUCGGCGCCGGCGGCUGCAGCAGGUGGGCACGGUGAGCGAGCUGUGGAUCUACCCGGUCAAGUCCUGCAAGGGGGUGUCGGUGGACGCGGCCGAGUGCACGGCCCUGGGGCUGCGCAGCGGCCACCUGCGGGACAGGUUUUGGCUGGUGAUAAAGGAAGAUGGACACAUGGUGACUGGCCGGCAGGAACCUCGCCUUGUGCUGGUCUCCAUCACCUAUGAGGACGAUUGCCUGAUCCUCAGGGCUCCAGGCAUGGACCAGCUGGUUUUGCCGACCAAACUGCAUUCUUCAAACAAGCUCCAUGAUUGCAGGGUAUUUGGUCUUGACAUCCAGGGCAGGGACUGUGGCGACGAGGCUGCUCAGUGGUUCACCAGCUUCUUGAAAACGGACGCUUUCAGGCUGGUUCAGUUUGAAAAGAGCAUGAAGGCAAGAGCGUCACAUGAAAUUUUCCCUUCUUUGGACAAGAAGUACCAGGUGGCCUACCCGGACUGCAGCCCCGUCAUGAUCCUGUCGGAAGCCUCCCUGGCUGAUCUGAAUACCAGGAUGGAGAAGAAAGUGAAAAUAGACAAUUUCAGGCCAAAUAUCGUGGUGACAGGCUGCAGUGCUUUUGAGGAGGACACUUGGGAUGAACUUCUCAUUGGCAAUGUAGAAAUGAAAAAGAUUUUGGCUUGCCCCAGGUGCAUUAUGACCACGGUGGACCCAGAUACUGGAGUGAUUGACAGGAAGGAGCCACUCGAAACCCUGAAGAGUUACCGCCUGUGUGAUCCUUCUGAGAAGUCAAUUUACAAGUCGUCCCCACUGUUUGGAAUCUAUUAUUUGGUGGAAAAAAUUGGAAGCCUGAAAGUUGGUGACCCCGUGUACCAGAUGGUGCCGUGACAGAACCACCAGAUUUCAGCAGCUGAGAGGCAUUGAUCAGCACUUUUAUGGCCGCAGCAGCACCGCUCUCUG
Budorcas taxicolor (takin) is the source of this 1083-nucleotide messenger RNA. It is a transcript of the gene MTARC2, whose product is annotated as mitochondrial amidoxime reducing component 2. The record is from RefSeq and is a predicted model, not a curated record. The transcript is spliced from 8 exons. NCBI's taxonomy places the organism in Eukaryota, Metazoa, Chordata, Mammalia, Artiodactyla, Bovidae. The coding region runs from base 1 to 1011 and encodes 336 amino acids. Gene Ontology annotation, molecular function: pyridoxal phosphate binding; molybdenum ion binding; molybdopterin cofactor binding. Gene Ontology annotation, biological process: nitrate metabolic process. Gene Ontology annotation, cellular component: mitochondrial inner membrane.